Molecule: messenger RNA, 606 nt
Organism: Melampsora larici-populina 98AG31
Lineage: Eukaryota; Fungi; Basidiomycota; Pucciniomycetes; Pucciniales; Melampsoraceae
Exons: 5
Coding region: 1-606 (201 amino acids)
Biological process (GO): cytoplasmic translation
Cellular component (GO): ribosome; cytosolic large ribosomal subunit
Molecular function (GO): RNA binding; structural constituent of ribosome
Source: RefSeq, a predicted model, not a curated record
AUGGGUGCCUACAAGUACAUCGAGGAGCUUCAAAAGAAGAAACAGUCGGAUGUCCUCCGAUUCCUUCUCCGUGUGAGAUGUUGGGAGUAUCGACAACUCAACGUUAUCCACCGUGCUUCCCGUCCAUCACGUCCCGACAAAGCACGCCGACUGGGUUACAAGGCUAAACAAGGAUAUGUCAUCUACCGAGUCCGUGUCCGCCGAGGAAACCGCAAGAAACCCGUGAAGAAGGGUGCAACCUUCGGUAAACCCGUUCGACAGGGUGUCAACCACCUCAAAUUCCAAAGAUCUCUUCGUUCAACAGCUGAAGAACGAGUGGCUCGCCGAUGUGGCAACUUGAGGGUAUUGAACUCUUACUGGAUCAACCAGGACGGAGUCUACAAGUAUUUCGAGGUUAUCCUCGUUGACCCUUCGCACAAGGUUGUAAGACGUGACCCCCGCAUGAACUGGAUCUGCGACCCUGUUCACAAACGUCGUGAAAGUCGUGGUCUUACCGGAGCUGGAAAGAAGAACCGUGGUCUUGGAAAGGGACACCGUCACAAUCACCAACCGAAGAAUGCUGUCUGGAGGCGGAACAACACUCUGUCUCUCCGUCGAUACAGAUAG